Messenger RNA from Rattus norvegicus (Norway rat), 579 nucleotides. It is a transcript of the gene Apoc3, whose product is annotated as apolipoprotein C3. Gene Ontology annotation, cellular component: extracellular region. The transcript is spliced from 4 exons. Gene Ontology annotation, molecular function: lipid binding. NCBI's taxonomy places the organism in Eukaryota, Metazoa, Chordata, Mammalia, Rodentia, Muridae. Gene Ontology annotation, biological process: lipoprotein metabolic process; lipid transport. The record is from RefSeq and is marked validated. The coding region runs from base 129 to 431 and encodes 100 amino acids.
AUGCCCCUGGGGAGGAGAGGAAGGGAGGGAGGAGACAGAGAGAAGACGCUCUGGCCACUCAGCCAGCUAGCCUACAGAAUGCUUGGAAUUCAUGGCCUCCACCCUUGGGUUCCUGGUGCACAGGUGCCAUGCAGCCCCGAAUGCUCCUCAUCGUGGCCCUCGUGGCUCUCCUGGCCUCUGCCCGAGCUGAUGAGGGAGAGGGAUCCUUGCUGCUGGGCUCUAUGCAGGGCUACAUGGAACAAGCCUCCAAGACGGUCCAGGAUGCACUAAGCAGCAUGCAGGAGUCUGAUAUAGCUGUGGUGGCCAGGGGCUGGAUGGACAAUCGCUUCAAAUCCCUGAAAGGCUACUGGAGCAAGUUCACUGAUAAGUUCACUGGCCUCUGGGAGUCUGGCCCUGAGGACCAACUAACAACACCAACUCUUGAGCCGUGAGACCUCCAUGUUCCAGAUGUGUCUGGCCAUCUAUCCUGCUGCCUCCGAAGGUUGCUCUAAGGGGAAAGUAUAUUCUCAUGCCUUUAUCCCUCCCCAGACCUCACCUAAACAUGCUGUCCCUAAUAAAGCUGGACACGAAGCUGCCAUG